GUCAUAGCAUCCUGUCAUGGGAUUUGUAGUUUUACCACACAGACCUCAUGAUGAGGCUAAAAUAACCACAGACAUCAGGCUUACUUUGACUUUUUAUGUUUUUAUGAGCACAGCUCUGCACAAACCACAGUCACACAGUGAAGUGCAAUUUAAAACAGAUGGUGACAGCAGAGUAUGAAAGCAUUGAGACAUUAAAAAAAAAACAUGUUUGUGGUCUCAUCAUGCAGUGUGAAUUAUAACUUUUCCUCUUUAGUUUUGGCCUGUGAGAGUUCACAUGCACCCAUGCGUGCAAACAUGCACAGUGUGUUUAAGAGAGAUCGAGAGGUGAAGAGGUUGACAUUUCCGGGGGCAGCGGUGCCGGAGCAGGACGAAAGGUCUGAAGAUUGAAUUUCUGCCCGACAGCAGUGAGAGAGAACCUCAGGCGAGUAAGUGAAGACAGUGAGAAGUAUGUUAACUUCACCCGCGCUGCGUAUUAACGCCUCCCACCUCCCCUUACCCCAAAACAUGACACAUGAAGGUGGGAGGGCUCGUCUGGACAUCACCACGAGGGGACUGAUACACAAACUGUCUCAGAAGGAGGGAAGGUGGAGGCCACAAGGCCCCUGUGGGUGUGGAGGUACAGUAAGAGAGUCACUCUGAGGAGGAGGAGGUGUGAUUAGUUUGAAUCAGAAGCUCUGAGAGGAGGUUUGGUUUCCACUGGCUGCACUGGACAUGUGUUUUCCUGUUCCUCCAUUUGUUUCCUUCAGAGAGAAGCGACAAAAAAGUAGGACAGCGAAGACAGUGAAGGUUAAAGGAUGGAUAAUCAAGACAAAGGAGGAGGUAUAGAAGGAAAAGAGGGAGAAGGAGGAGGGCAGUCGAAAGAAAAACAGAAAGCUGAGGAGGUCAGCGAUGAAGACAAGCGGACCAAAGACAAGCACAAUAAGCUGGAGAAGGAGAGCUGCGAGAAGGAGCCGAGCACUGGGUCAAAGAGGGGGAACCGUCGCGGUCAAUGCAGGAGCGGCUGGGCUCUGACUGAACGCCUCGCCAUCAACGUGUCGGGGAUGCGAUACGAGACCCAGCUCCGGACCCUCGCCCAGUUCCCAGACUCCCUCCUGGGUGACCCCCGGCGUCGCCUUCGCUACUUCGAUCCCCUGCGGAAUGAAGUCUUCCUGGACCGGAGCCGUGUCUGCUUCGAUGCCAUCCUGUACUUCUACCAGUCAGGCGGGAGGCUGCGGAGGCCUGCCAACGUCCCUCUGGACAUGUUCCUGGAGGAGCUGCGCUUCUACGAACUCGGAGAGGAGGUAAUCGACCGCUACAAAGCGGAUGAAGGCUUCGCCAAGGAGGAGGAGAGGCCCUUGCCCACCAAUGACUUGCAGCGUCGCCUCUGGAUGCUGUUUGAGUAUCCAGAGUCGUCCAGCGGAGCUCGGAUCGUCGCCAUUAUCAGCGUCAUGGUCAUCGUGAUCUCCAUUCUCAUCUUCUGCCUGGAGACUUUGCCUGAGUUCAGGCUGGAGAAGGAGCAGAGGGAGCAAUUCACCGUCGUACCUCACCCCACCAUAGCGAACGAAACCAUCUUGGUCCCACCUGGCUUCACCCCCUUCCAGGACCCCUUCUUCAUCGUAGAGACGAUCUGCAUCUGCUGGUUCUCCUUUGAACUCAUCGUGCGCUUCACGUGCGCCCCGAGCAAGAUGCACUUCUUCAAAGACGUCAUGAACACCAUCGACUUCUUCGCCAUCAUUCCCUAUUUCGUCACUCUGGGCACGGAGCUUGCCAAGGACAAAGGUGCGCAGCCGUCCGUGUCCCUGGCUCUCAUCAGGGUCAUCAGGCUGGUGAGGGUCUUCAGGAUCUUCAAACUCUCUCGUCACUCGAAGGGUUUACAGAUCCUGGGCCAGACGCUGAAGGCCAGCCUCAGGGAGCUCGCCCUGCUCAUCUUCUUCCUCUUCAUCGGGGUCAUACUCUUUUCUAGUGCGGCCUACUUUGCCGAGGUGGACAGUCCUGACACAGCGUUCACCAGUAUUCCCGAGGCAUUUUGGUGGGCUGUGGUGUCCAUGACGACGGUCGGCUACGGGGACAUGUACCCGGAGACGGUCGGGGGAAAGUUGGUGGGCUCCAUGUGCGCCAUCGCCGGCGUGCUCACCAUCUCUUUGCCAGUGCCGGUCAUUGUGUCCAACUUCAGUUACUUCUACCACCGCGAGAUGGAGUGUGAGGACACGACCCAGUACAACCACGUCGCCACGUCGCUCUGGGAGAAAGACGGAGAGGAGGAUGAAGACGAGGAGGACGAGGAAGGAGUGGAGGAGGUGCCGGAAUACAUGGGAGAUUUUGCACCGCUGUACAGGCAGAACGGCACGGAUAUCUGCCCGCCGCUCAGCGGGACUCUCCUGGCAGGGCUUUGUGCCGGACAGGUCACCGGUGAUCGCAAAGGGAUGAACUUCUACCUCAAAGAACCGCUGGUUACUCAGGUUUGAGUGUUUUCAACCUCAACGUAAAGACGCUAUUUAACUGGAUGGCGGAGUGAUACGGGAGAAACAGAAUGACACAAAGACCUAAACCCUAACUUGUGCCUCUCCUGUGGUCCUGGUUUUUUGUAUUUGGGGCUUUUGCAUGAUUAUAUUUGACACUACGCAUCUGUUUUUCUCAAUAAAUAAAUAAAAGCUAAUCCUCGAGAAAGCCUGCAGGUCCACGCUGCUGCAUUAAAGACAUCCUCACUAUCCAGACUCCACUAAAAGAAUCGUCUGUCCAUGUAGUUGCAACUCUUUUUCUUAAAGUUCCAGGGUGCAAGAUUUACAGAACAUGUUAGAGAUUUAAUAUAAUACACAUAACUAUGUUGUCAUUAGUGUGUCAGUUGCGUUUCUGAUGAGUUUCACAGCCACCAUAGUUCCUCCUUCACACGAGGAAGGAGAGGUUGACAUGAGGAGGUCGCAAUGAGCAACUUCACCGCACACACCGGCCCUUUAAACCGAACAAAUACGGCAUUCAGAAGCCACAUUACGCGCCUUCUUCUUCGGUUUGAAUUGUUGGCAUGUUAGUGACACGUCAGUCACCAUCUUUGUUUGGCUGAAUUAAAGAGUUGCAACUUGUAAAGUUGAUUUAAAUCUCCUGUACUGUGCAGCAGUGGAUAGAGGACUAAUUCAGGAAUAUGCAAAUGUCUUUAAAACAGAGAAAAGUGUUUUUUUUAAGUGUAAUUACUGAGCACCAGUGACGCUAAAACUCAACAUGACAAAUGAAACUCGUCUAAUCUCUGUGGUGCCUUUGCUGUAAUGUGACAGUGAUAAUGACUGAAGCUAAAUGCACAGCGAGUGUCGCAGGCGUUGAUUCCCCGUACUCGUCGCAGCUAUGGCAGCAAUGCGCUGCUGUAAUCUCGCGCUGACGUGGACAACAAAGAUCGCUCAUCAUGUGACGGGUGGUGCCGACAGAGUUCAUGCAGUUGCUGCCGAAGCCAGUUUGCAUGUUACAUAGUGUAACAGCGAGAUGUAUGGGGAAAGCUGAUAUGAGGUCAGGGAUGGUAUAGCUCAGGGCGAGCUGACAUUUAUGUCCCAGUGGUGGAUGAACAGUGUACUCUGACGGUGGCAGUGCUAACGAACUGUUCCCACACCAACGAGGACAACUUUGUCUUAAUUAACUUGUCAGUCUUACACUUCAGGUUGUCUUAACUAAAGAAGGUGGACAGAAUGUACAUUUAAUAUAUAAUUAAAAUACAAUUGACUAGAUGUGUUGAUUAAAGUGAAAAAAAGCUGUUAUCUGUUUUGCAGUUUCCUUCUUAAUUCACAUUACUACGGAAGCCCUAAGCGGUCGUACAUUGAUACAUUUUAU
Molecule: messenger RNA, 3789 nt
Organism: Larimichthys crocea (large yellow croaker)
Lineage: Eukaryota; Metazoa; Chordata; Actinopteri; Sciaenidae
Gene: kcna7
Product: potassium voltage-gated channel, shaker-related subfamily, member 7
Exons: 3
Coding region: 795-2444 (549 amino acids)
Biological process (GO): protein homooligomerization; action potential; potassium ion transmembrane transport
Cellular component (GO): voltage-gated potassium channel complex; membrane
Molecular function (GO): delayed rectifier potassium channel activity; protein binding
Source: RefSeq, a predicted model, not a curated record